CUGGAGAAAGGUUAGAUUGACUUUGCAGCUCCGAGUCACCUGCAAAGUGGAUCUGCGGUUAUGUCAGCGGAACCGGCAUAAUGUGUCACCGAAAGGGAAAUUCCGCAUGUGUCGAGUCUUGGCAUCUAAAUCCAAGUUGAAGCUUUGACAUUGUCGAACUUUUUUUUUCUGUCUUUUUAUUCUUCAACGAAAACACAUCCAACCAACCACUUUUGCGCAAUUCUUCAUAGGGCGAGCCACCGCAAGGAACCCUGUGUUAUAUCAUAAUGUCUGCUCAAGAUCAAAACGCAGCUUGGCCUUUGGCCGACCAGGCUCUCACGCAAGAGAUUCUCGACCUCGUGCAACAGGCUGGCCAUGCCCGUCAGCUAAAGAAGGGAGCCAACGAGGUCACCAAGACGUUGAACAGAGGUGUUGCCGAGAUUAUCGUCCUUGCCGCAGACACCACUCCGCUCGCGAUCCUUCUCCACCUACCGCUGCUUUGCGAAGACAAGAAUGUGAUCUACUGCUACGUGCCUAGCAAGAUCGCACUCGGCAGAGCUUGCGGUGUAUCUCGAGCCGUCAUUGCUGCCUCGAUCACCACCAACGAGGCCAGCGAUCUAUCGGGCCAAAUUCGUAGCCUUAGGGACAAGAUCGAACGUCUCAUGAUUUAAGAUACCCCAUAGUUAGGAAAGGAAUUCAGGGCCUUGUAUAGGAAAAUUGUACUAGGCUAGAAGUCUUAGACGGACUGGACGGAUAGCCCAGGAACAGCCGUACGCAGGUAUAGACAAUCUACUCUGCAUUGGACCGACUAGUUCAAUAUAAGAUGCAAACCUCAUGCUUGGUCUCCACCAUACCUAGGUGCUUAAUGGUUUAAACAUCAAUAGGAACGAUAAGCACAUAAGUACCGAAGUAUUUAUGCAUAUGGAUCACACUAGCGCAUCUGCGUUCCAGCGAUGUCGCCC
Annulohypoxylon truncatum is the source of this 941-nucleotide messenger RNA. Its product is annotated as L30e-like protein. The record is from RefSeq and is a predicted model, not a curated record. Gene Ontology annotation, cellular component: precatalytic spliceosome; nucleolus; box C/D methylation guide snoRNP complex. Gene Ontology annotation, molecular function: RNA binding. The transcript has 4 exons. Gene Ontology annotation, biological process: mRNA splicing, via spliceosome; maturation of SSU-rRNA. The coding region runs from base 267 to 650 and encodes 127 amino acids. NCBI's taxonomy places the organism in Eukaryota, Fungi, Ascomycota, Sordariomycetes, Xylariales, Hypoxylaceae.